UGAAUUAGCUACGAUUUUUGAAUAGCCCCUCUGCUAUGCUUACCAACCUACCCUGAGCUUCGCAACAGUUGAAGUCCUUGGCUUCAGGAUGUAACAAAUUUUUUAACAAAAUCGGAACCUGCCUACCCCUUGUUCGGCUAGUGGUAAUGAGUUGUAAGUGAUGCGGACGACGAAGUUGUGGACGAGGGGGUCGUCCUCGGCGUGUCCAUUUUAAUUGUCGACGUGUCGAGGGCUGUUGUGAUCCUUCUGGUGAUGGUUCAUCCGUUGGGUAAUCCUGAGCGUUGUGGAUUCUGGUGAUUUGAUACAAAAUUAUUUUUGUAUUUCUUAUAUUUUAAUAUCACGAGUAGGAUUUUAGGAAGUAGAAAAUUAAAAAUCAAACCAGAACUGACUUUAAAGGAGUCGAACAUCUUAAACCCAUAUCUUGCCGUAUUAUGCUUUUAGUAAAAUACUAUUGCACGCCCAUCUUGAAAACGGGAUUCUCGGCUAGUAUACUUAAAAACCAAUACAAAAUCGAUCAAGGUGCAAUCAUUGAUUUAACGGUCUCACAUCUCGUAGGUCAGCAUUUAAAUUAACAUCACAGGGCAUGAAUUUACAGCUUCAAAAUACACCCAACAUUUUUAGAAGACGUGCACCACUCCAUUUAUCAACUGGUUCGACACAUUUGAUCUCCUUUUAUCACGGGUUACCUUGCUGGUUGGGAUUUGCACACGAUUUGCACACGUCCGUUUGCCUAAAUUUAAACCACCGUGUGCAAAACAAACAAUACCAAAUGCAGAGAAGUGCUGCCAUACAUAUAUUAAUUAACAGUCGCAUAUCUCAUGGUUGGAAUGCAGAAUCGAUAUCAUUGUCGAUAUUUGUAUUUUACUUACUGUAGCAUUGAUCUCCUCUUAGCAAUUGUUGACAAACUUGACUGAUGGGCUUUGCACACGUUCACUUUAACCACGGUGCACAUCUUUCUAUUCUUAACCAGCAUUGACAUUGACAUUGAUUGACCACGAACCAAGUCACGUAAACUGUUUGCGCAAUCAGUAUCACGUAUUGUGGACAUGAAUAAAGAACUCGGUAUAAAAGUCACCACUCAAACCGUGCCAAAAUUACUUGGUCUCUGCGACUUGAACACAAUGUACCAAAUAUUGUCCUUUAUUCUAGCCUUCGCCGUCGGGGUGGUAGUUCCUCACGGUGGAAUGAUCGACCCGCCGGGGAGGAACUACAUGUACCACGCAGGCUUCGAAGGAACCCCACCAAACUGGAAUUGGCAAGCUGUCUGGUGUAACGACGUUCCUCAAGCAAUCGACGUCCCGGAAUCUACUUGUGGCAUGUGUGGCGACGUUCCUAGCGAUCCUGCCCCCAGAGAGAAUGAGAAUGGAGGCUAUUAUGGGAAAGCAACCGUUGGCAAGAACUAUACCGCUGGCUCUAUUAUCGAUGUUCGAACCGAAUUCGGCGCUGCUCACUACGGAUACAUGGAGUUUCACUUGUGCCAAACUAGCAUCGAGUCGCCAGGUUGUUUCCAGAAACUUGCAAUUGUUGGAGGAAGUGAAGACAUCAUUCCAGAAGAAAGAAUGUGCGUCCCAUACCCAAACAGCGAAACUAGAAUACUCACCGCCAGACUUCAACUUCCAGCUGGGGUGCGAUGUAACCGAUGCACGUUAAGAUGGACGUAUCGAACAGCUUACCCGGGAUGGGGAGGUUGGCAUGAGUGUGCCGUUAAUCCCAACCCAGCCCAAGUGUUCAGGAAUUGUGCUGACAUUAGCAUCCAGUGAAAAUAGUGGUUAAUUGGUUAAACUCUUAAUGGUUACAAGGCGAGAUGAAAUAAUAUGUAAAUGUAUAUAUAUAUGAAGUAAAUUUAGUAUGUUAUUUACGUC
Folsomia candida is the source of this 1862-nucleotide messenger RNA. RefSeq lists its product as uncharacterized. The record is from RefSeq and is a predicted model, not a curated record. Lineage: Eukaryota; Metazoa; Arthropoda; Collembola; Entomobryomorpha; Isotomidae. The transcript is spliced from 4 exons. Bases 1047 to 1760 code for a protein of 237 amino acids.